Panicum hallii is the source of this 1031-nucleotide messenger RNA. Its product is annotated as RGS1-HXK1-interacting protein 1. The record is from RefSeq and is a predicted model, not a curated record. NCBI's taxonomy places the organism in Eukaryota, Viridiplantae, Streptophyta, Magnoliopsida, Poales, Poaceae. Bases 111 to 755 code for a protein of 214 amino acids. The transcript is spliced from 8 exons.
GAAGGAAGGAAGGGGAGAGAGAGACAGAGAGAGAGAGAGAGAGAGACGAGAGGUCCGCUAGCGCCCCUAACCCGUCUCCGUCGCCGUAGAACGAGCGGCAGCCCCAGUCGAUGGCUUCGCCGGAUCCCGGCCGCACACCGGCGCAAGGCGACGAAGCCGCCUCCACAUCCCCGUGGCCUCUCCGCAAGCUCCAGAGUUUUGCACCAGGGCUGUGGUCACAAUACAAAGUUUAUGAGGAUGCGGUCGUGGAGAGCACUAAAGGAACUAUUGCGGAUACUCUGGUCCUUGUGAAAGAGCAUCAGGUGGAGGCAAUUGGAUGUGCCACUGUUGCAGGAUUCAUUCUGUUCAGAGGUCCUCGGAGAUUUUUAUACCGCAAUACCUUUGGCCGUUUCAAGACUGAGAAGGAUUUACUUAAUGAUGCUGAGGAAAGUAUGAUGGAGUACAAAACAUCUAUUCAGAAAUUGAAGAAAGAAUCGAAAUAUACUCUUGACAAAGUAGUCAUUGGUGAAAGUGAUCUGAAGCGUGGACAAACUGAUUUGAGGUCUACCGGGAAGCAGAUCCAAUCUCUCAUAGGUUCCAUAUACAAGGCAGAAUCCACAGCUGCAGGUCUGAUGGAUAGACUAAGAACCAUUCCAACUAGGCAAUCUCUUGAGCUGCGAGCGGAGGUGGCUUCCAUGGCCUCGGUUUUGAAGAGCCAGAGAUGUGCCUUGCAGGAAAGAAUCAACAAAAUAUCUGAAUAUGGUGUCCGUGUCUGAACUGCACCGUCUAUACACUUCCCCUUAGGUCAUUUCAUACAAUAAACUGUGAAUCCACCGUGAGAGGUGUGUUUGUUGAUCAGAGAAGUUCCAUCUCCAGAUUCUAACCUUUUAUUCUUGUCAGCAUUUUAAAUGCUAGGACAGACAAGAUCACCCAUCAGAAUCAUGAAAUGUUCCUGUCAGUGUACUGUUGAGCAUUUCUUGUUUGUGGCCUUGUGGGAAAACUUUGGAUACUCCCCAUUUAUAUGCAAUUGCAAGGAAAGCUAUGUUCCAUCA